Molecule: messenger RNA, 2292 nt
Organism: Naegleria lovaniensis
Lineage: Eukaryota; Heterolobosea; Eutetramitea; Acrasida; Naegleriidae
Exons: 2
Coding region: 1-2292 (763 amino acids)
Biological process (GO): sphingosine biosynthetic process
Cellular component (GO): membrane; intracellular membrane-bounded organelle; cytoplasm
Source: RefSeq, a predicted model, not a curated record
AUGACCGAAGAAGAACAAGGUGUACCAGCAGUAUUGAACCGUGAUGAAGAUAAACCUCCUCCAUCCAUCAACGAUCAAGAUGUGAAUCACUCAUCGUUGAAGAACAACAGUCAUGAUUCACCCAAUGAAUCCAUACCACAUAAUGACCAUUCAAUAUUAUCGAAUCAUCAAUUAGAAUCAAAUUUAGAGGAAAAUCUCAUUGAAAUAUCUUGUGUUAAAAUGAUUCCGAAUAGUGCUAGUAGUAGUAGUAGCAGUAAUACUAAUAAUUUUAACAGUACUGUUCAAUCAAAGAACUUUAUUCCAAUUCAAUUAGAAAGAAAUUCUCAUAGUCUCAUUUAUAGAAAUCAGAAAUUUCAAGCAGAAUUGGAUGUUGAUUUUUUAAAAUUAUUUGGUAGUAGUCAUACUGGUCGAGGUAGUAGUCACACUGGUAGUAGUAGUAGUAGUAGUAGUAAUAGUAGUGGUAGUGGUACUCAUAGCAACAGUAAUAAUAAUCGAUUCAAAUCUUCCACCACUCAUCCAUCUGCAGCAGUAUUAACCAUUGCAUUAGAACAUGUAUUUGCUAUUCAUCAAAAACAUUCUCUCAUGUUUUCAGUAUUUACAUUUCAACCCAAAGACUCUAAAAAGAUUGUCUAUCAUUUUGAAACCUCUUCGAUUGAAGAAACUUGUGAAUGGAUUCAUUCAUUAAGAUGUAAUACUUUUAAAUUACAUGAUCCAACAUGUUCAAUGAAUGAUGUCAAUACCAUUAAUAAUAAUACUCUAUCAAAUACCUAUAAUGACAUCCAUACACCUAUCAAUAAUAAUAAUACCAAUAACACCAACACCAAUAACACCACCAAUAACACCAACACCACCAACACAGGUAACACAAAUAAUAAUACCAAUGAUAAUAAUAAUAAUACCAAUAAUAAUAAUAAUACCAAUAACACCAAUAAUAAUAAUACCAAUAACAAUAACACCAAUACCAAUAACAACACCAAUAAUAACAAUAAUAACACCACCAAUAACACCACCACAUCAUUUGGAUCUCAUCGUCAAGUACUCAUCUUUUUAAAUCCAUUCAGUGGUAAAAAACAAGGUCUCAAACUCUUUGAAAAACAUGUCAAACCUAUUUUAGAUGUUUCACACCUAUCCUAUGUAGUGAUUAAAACUGAGAGAGCUCAUCAUGCUCUCGAGUAUUGUGCUACUGCACAAGAUCUUUCUCAAUACACAGAUAUUAUUGGAAUGGGUGGAGAUGGAAUUAUCUUUGAAAUUAUUAAUGGAAUUGGAAAGAGAUUGGAUUGGAAACAAGUCUUUCAAUCGAUUCGAAUUGGACACAUUCCAGGUGGUACGAGUAAUGCAUUGGCAGUGAGUGCUGGAUCUCAACUCAAAUCAGGAAAACCUGCAAGUCCUGAAAUGGCUGCAUUUAUUGUAGCAAGAGGAUUCUAUCAACCCAUGGAUUUAGAAUCAUGUUUUCAAGCACCUAACAAACAUUAUCUUUCUUUUUUAAGUAUUACAUGGUCAGCCAUAGCAGAUGUAGAUAUUGGUACUGAAAAUAUGAGAUGGCUUGGAGGUGCUCGUAACACGGUUGGAGCUCUGAAACAAAUUCUCACAAAGAAAUCUUAUCGUGGAAAAUUGAAAUAUUUACAUCCAAGUGGUGAAGAGUCAUCUUUUACAACAUCACAACGAUCCAAUUCUGUACCUAAUAUUAAAUUGAAUCAACAACGAUAUUCUUCAUACAACAACUACAAGAAGAAGAACAACAACUACAAGAAGAACAAUGAUCAUCACACAUGCAUGACCAAUGAAAAGAUUCAAUGUCCUCUCUUGGAACAAUAUUUUCAUCAAGAUUUCAAAGCCAUUGCACCUGAUUAUUGUAAUGGUAAUGGACUAGUGAAUGAACAGAACAUGGUCAACAUGGAUACCACAAAUUCUACUGUCAAUCAUGAAAAUUCAAUAUCUAGCUCAUUAACACUCACAGAAAUUGAAGACAAAUUUAGUUUAUUUGUUGCAGCGAAUAUUUCUCAUUUAUCUUAUGAUUUUAUUGCUUCUCCAAUGGCUCAUCAUCAUGAUGGUUAUAUUGAUUUAGUGUAUGUCAAGGACAAUAUUAGUAGAGGUGAUUUUUUAAAUAUAUUUUUAGCUGCAGAGAAGGGAGAUCAUGUGUUUGAUAAGGCAGUCGAUGUUUCAAAGGUGAAGGCAUUUAAAUUAAGUCCCAUUGACACUGGUUCCUAUGUGGUCGUGGAUGGCGAGGCAGUGGAUUAUGGUGAUAUUCUUGUUGAAGUUCAUCCUUCCAUGUGUAAUUUAUUGACUCUUUAG